Messenger RNA from Rotaria sp. Silwood2, 459 nucleotides. The record is from the annotation of a GenBank genome assembly. Lineage: Eukaryota; Metazoa; Rotifera; Eurotatoria; Philodinida; Philodinidae.
AUGGCAACGUGCACAACUAACGAUCCACAUGAAAUUCAAAUGGAUAGCGAAUCUGAAGGCGAUUCUACUAUGGAAAUUGAUUCAGUUUAUUCAUCAGAUGUGGACAGUGGUGAAUCGGAUGAUGAAAUAGGAUCAUCGAAACAGCAAUCUACUGAUCGCAUUUGGAAGAAAACUGCAUUCAAACCACAUCUCUUCACCUUUGAUGAAACAAAUACUGAUCUUUCAUCGAACAUAGACGCUAUGAAAGAUGCUACACCUCUUGAUGUUUUUCAAUUAUUGUUUAAUGAAACAAUGAUUGAUCUAAUUGUUGAAGAAACCAACAAGUACCAGGUUUUUUCUAACAAAAAUGCUACAUCCUCAACAAGUUCCCAUCAAGCAAAAUGGACAGAAACAAAUCGCUCUGAAAUAUAUACUUUCCUAGCUACAAUUAUGCUUAUGUCUGUAACUAAAAAGAAUUAG